Molecule: messenger RNA, 906 nt
Organism: Phoenix dactylifera (date palm)
Lineage: Eukaryota; Viridiplantae; Streptophyta; Magnoliopsida; Arecales; Arecaceae
Source: RefSeq, a predicted model, not a curated record
AUGUCUAAGAAGAGCCAACAUACCCUUGCUGGUCCAUCAACCCAAGAUGAGAAGAAGAGGAAGGCCAUUUGGAAUGAAAAAUUGAUAGAGGAGUUUAUCGAUAUAUGUAUUGGUGAAGUUGAAGCUGGUAAUUGCCCAGGAACACAUUUCAAUAGGUUAAGGUGGGCCAAUAUAAUUAAGAAAUUCAAUGAGAAGAUUGGAAAUCAAUAUGACUACAAAAAAUUUACAAAUAAGUGGGAUAACCUGAAAGCAAAUUGGAGCAUUUGGAUGAAAUUGGUGGGAAAGGAAACAGGGCUUGGAUGGGAUCCUGUUAGAAAUACAAUAGAUGCACCAGAUGCAUGGUGGGAAAAAAAAUUGCAGGAGAUUCCUGAUGUAGCUAAGUUUCGAGAACGUGGUCUACAACAUGCCAUAAAAUUGGAUAGGUUAUUUAGAGGUACUAGUGCCACUGGGGAGGGGGCCUGGGCACCAGCUUUACUGGUGCAGGAGGAUGUUGAGGACACAAUUGAAGUAUAUGAGAGGUUGGAUGGGGUUAAUAAUGAUACAUUUGAGGGCUUAGGUGACUCAGAUGAGGACCAUCAUAUGAUUGCAUAUAAAAUUGAUGAUGUUCCCACUGAUAAUUUUAAUGUUAACCUUACUCUUGCAUCUGAUGCUAUCCAAGAGAGAGGAAAGAAAAGAGUUAGCUCUACUUUGCAUGAUAAGAAAUGCAAGAAGGUUGAGGUGGAGAAGAAAAGUACAGUGCCAUCCAAGAUGAUUGAUAAACCUGGACGUAGUAUCGAUGAGGUGAUGGACGAAGUGCAUAUGAUGCCUGAGAUGGUAGUACAACCUGAACUGCUUUUGAUUGCUGCUGAGGUAUGGGCAGCAUUGACAAUAGUUCUGAGGAAAAUUAUUCCAGUGAAGAUGAGAUAG